AGAAAAGCCCGACAAUGAGAACUUCUCGCAGAACAAGAAAGAGAUCGUGACGUGUUUUGAACACAUCGAGAAGAUCCUCAAAGUCAACUUCACAGAUCACGACGAGGUGAUUGUCAAAAGAGAUCAAGCCGAAAGCGAGAAGAAGAGAGCGAAGAAUGCGAAAGAUGACGACGAGGAUGUCGAGAUGGAGGAUAUCGACCUGCCCGAGGAGACUACACCUGGGCGAGGA
Messenger RNA from Durusdinium trenchii, 229 nucleotides. Lineage: Eukaryota; Dinophyceae; Suessiales; Symbiodiniaceae. The record is from the annotation of a GenBank genome assembly.